Molecule: messenger RNA, 977 nt
Organism: Melanotaenia boesemani (Boeseman's rainbowfish)
Lineage: Eukaryota; Metazoa; Chordata; Actinopteri; Atheriniformes; Melanotaeniidae
Gene: arl6ip5a
Product: ADP-ribosylation factor-like 6 interacting protein 5a
Exons: 3
Coding region: 74-646 (190 amino acids)
Biological process (GO): negative regulation of transport
Cellular component (GO): membrane
Source: RefSeq, a predicted model, not a curated record
AUUUUUUUCGUUUUGACUCUUUCAGGUGUUUAUCUCGCUGGUCCUCUGUGUUCUGCUAGACUAGUAAAGGUAAAUGGCCAAAGUAGAACUGACGCCAUUCAGAACGUGGGACGACUUCUUCCCCGGUUCAGAAAGAUUCGCGCGACCGGAUGUGAAAGAUUUGGCGAGAUGGAACAACAGAGUUGUCAGCAACCUUCUUUAUUAUCAGACCAAUUAUCUGGCUUUAGCCAUCGUAGUUUUUCUCAUUGUCGGGUUCCUGAACCCUGUGGGGAUGAUCACAGCCAUGGCCGUGGUGUCGGCCGUCGUCCUGGGGUCGCUGUGGGCCGGAGAGAACAGAGCCGCCAUCAGUAACUUGAAGAGGCAGAACCCCACAGCGUUCGUCCUCGCCGUCAUGGUGGCCAGCUACGUGUUGAUGUCAAUGCUGGGGAGCGUCAUGGUCUUCAUGUCCGCAGUCACGCUACCUCUGACUUUGAUAUUUGCACACGCUUCCUUUCGCCUCCGCAACAUGAAGAACAAACUGGAAAACAAGAUGGAAGGUGCUGGACUCAAGCGCUCACCCAUGGGCAUUUUGCUGGAAGCUCUGGGUCAGCAAGAGGAAAACGUCCAAAAGAUCCAGAGCUUUCUGGAAGGAAACCUGAAAGACUGACCAGACAUGCACACGACCAUGUUUAGGCCAGAGAUUGGGACUUUAUAUUCCAAAGCUUUUAGUAACUCUGUCCUGAAGUUUCCUCUGUGGGUUAAAAAGAAAGUGUGUAAACUGAAGGGCUUCAUCUCUUCUUCAGGGUAUCUUCUGUUGCUCAGAGCUCGCCAGGGAACUUUUCUCCAACCCCACAUGUCUGCAGGCCACUUUGUUACUAAGGAAUCAGUUUUUAAUCAGAAACCAGGCCUGAAUUCCAUGUACCGGUUUACUUCAGCCCACGUUUAAUAAGAAACCGACCAACCUGAUCAUGCAAAUAAAAAGAGGAGUGAGGCUCUGA